Molecule: messenger RNA, 2364 nt
Organism: Dovyalis caffra
Lineage: Eukaryota; Viridiplantae; Streptophyta; Magnoliopsida; Malpighiales; Salicaceae
Source: the annotation of a GenBank genome assembly
AUGUUUUCCUUCAAUUGCGUUUCUUUCAUCAACCUUUCUCACCCUUCUGCCCGUUUUCACCCGAUGGGUCACCAACACCCUUUCCUCCUCUUCUAUCUCUUCCUCCUCCUCUUCUCCGCCGCCACAGCUGACGACGGCGCCACCAUUCUAAAACUAGCCAACUCCUUAACCCCAUUACCCUCCGGCUGGUCCACAAAAUCCCCCACCGGUUUUUGUUCCUGGCGUGGUAUAAAAUGUGAUUCUUCCAACACAAGAGUCACCUCCAUUUCUCUCUCAAGACUCGGCCUCUCAGGCACUCUUCCUCCAGAAAUCUCUACCGUUUCUGAACUAGAAUCUCUUGCUGUACAGGACAACUCGCUUUCUGGGGACCUCCCAUCUCUCGCUAACUUAACAAAUUUGCAAACCGUUUUCUUGGAUUCCAACAAUUUUACAUCCAUCCCUCCUGGUUUUUUUCAAGGCUUAACGAGUUUGCAGACGUUGAGCAUUGGAAGUAAUGCUAAUUUGGCUCCAUGGCAGCUUCCAACUGAUUUAGCUCAAUGUACAAGUCUGACAACGUUAACAGCCAACGAAUGUAAUCUUUUUGGGUCCAUUCCUGACGUUUUUGGGUCGUUACCAAGUUUGCAGAAUUUGAGGCUCAGUUAUAAUAAUUUGACGGGGGUUUUGCCGCCUUCUUUUGCGAAUUCUGGGAUACAGAAUUUGUGGGUGAAUAAUCAGCAAAAUGGGUUAAUUGGGAGUAUUGAGGUGAUUGGGUCGAUGACUCAGUUGUCUCAGGUUUGGCUUCAUAAGAAUCAGUUUACGGGUCCUAUACCAGAUUUGAAAGAAUGUAAGAGCAUUUUUGAUUUGCAGUUGAGGGAUAAUCAGUUAACAGGGAUGGUGCCUGCGUCUUUGGUUUCUUUGCCGAAUUUGGUGAAUGUUUCUUUGUCUAAUAACAAACUCCAAGGACCUGCGCCUCGGUUUCCGGGGACUGUUAUCGCUGACAAAAUUGAGAAUAACAAUUUCUGUGCACCUACUGGGGUUCCUUGUAAUGCACAGGUUAUGACAUUACUCGAAAUUGCUGGGGGUUUUGGGUAUCCCUCAAUUUUGUCUGAUGAUUGGGAUGGUAACGAUGUUUGUGGUUGGCCCUUUGUUACUUGUGAUGUUGGCAAGAAGAAUGUUAUUACUGUGAAUUUGGCAAAACAGCAUUUUAUGGGGAGGAUCUCUCCAUCAUUUGCCAAGCUCACUUCCUUGGAAAAUUUGUAUCUCAAUGACAAUAAUUUGACAGGUUCAAUUCCAGAUAGCUUGACCAAGCUGCCGGAGCUAUCAACCCUUGACGUUUCCAACAAUAACCUAUCUGGUGAAAUUCCAAAGUUUCCAGCCUCUGUGAAAUUUAUUACAAAGCCGGGAAACCCCUUUUUGGGGACAAAAAUAGACACUGGAAGUAGAGAAACCACAGGUGGAAGUGGUGUAGGACCUGGCGGUACAAAGAAAUCUGGAGGUAUGAUUGCAGGCAUCAUUGUCGCUGUUGUCAUUUUCAUUGUUUUCCUGUCAUUUGUUUUAUAUAAAUAUAAGAAACGACAUCCAAAAUCUGGGAAGGAGGUGGAAUGGAAUAGCGGAGAGGCAUUUCAUAAAAAUGGAGUUGCAGGUGGAGGGAAUGGGUAUAAUGGGGUUCCAGUUGAAUUGCAUAGCCAGAGCAGUGGUGGCAAUAAGGGCACAAAUAUUUUUGAGGGUGGGAAUGUUGCCGUGCCAAUUGAAGUUCUUCGACAAGUGACUGAUAAUUUUCAUGAGAUUAAUAUUAUAGGGAGAGGUGGUUUUGGAGUGGUUUAUAGAGGAGAGUUGCAUGAUGGCACUAAGAUUGCUGUGAAGAGAAUGGAAUCCACAGUGAUGGGCACCAAAGGUAUAAGUGAGUUUCAAGCAGAGAUUGCAGUGCUUACAAAGGUUAGGCAUAGGCAUCUUGUUGCUCUCUUAGGGUAUUGUACAAAUGCCAACGAGAGACUCUUGGUCUAUGAGUAUAUGCCACAAGGAACACUAGGACAGCAUUUAUUCGAACGCCAUGAUUAUGGGUACACUCCACUUACGUGGAAGCAGCGGAUCACAAUUGCACUGGAUGUGGCAAGAGGAGUUGAGUAUCUGCACAGUUUAGCACAGCAGAGUUUCAUUCACAGAGAUUUGAAACCUUCAAACAUUCUUCUCGGGGAUGACAUGAGAGCCAAAGUGGCAGAUUUUGGUUUGGUUAAAAAUGCACCAGAUGGGAAGUAUUCUGUGGAAACACGAUUGGCGGGCACUUUUGGUUAUCUUGCACCUGAGUAUGCUGGUAAGUGGCUUUGGCCCUUUUUGUAUAUUGUCAUCUUUGUUGAAGGGAAUUCUCCAAUUGCUUGUUCUUCUUAA